This is a messenger RNA of Odocoileus virginianus texanus, 1455 nucleotides long. It is a transcript of the gene DNAL4, whose product is annotated as dynein axonemal light chain 4. The record is from RefSeq and is a predicted model, not a curated record. Lineage: Eukaryota; Metazoa; Chordata; Mammalia; Artiodactyla; Cervidae. Gene Ontology annotation, cellular component: dynein complex. Gene Ontology annotation, biological process: microtubule-based process.
GGACUUCCUCGCUGUUGCUAAGACACUCUUGUUUCGCUCCUUGACAACCCUGGCGGGGGUGCGCUCGCUGAGGCCUUAGCUCCGGCCCCCUCGGGAGCAGCACCCCUUGGGGAAAGACAUUUUCUGCUUCCACCAAGCUGGCAGGGCCUGCUUCCUGAAUCUCCUGGGUGUGUCUUAAUUACCAGUCCCAGCACCUCCUGAAAACAUCCCUCUCUCCUCCUGGUCACAGUGGAAGUAUCAUGGGAGAAACAGAAGGGAAGAAAGAUGAGGCUGAUUAUAAACGACUGCAGACCUUCCCUCUGGUCAGGCACUCGGACAUGCCGGAGGAGAUGCGAGUGGAGACCAUGGAGCUGUGCGUCACGGCCUGUGAGAAGUUCUCCAACAACAAUGAGAGCGCUGCCAAGAUGAUCAAAGAGACCAUGGACAAGAAGUUCGGCUCCUCCUGGCACGUGGUGAUCGGCGAAGGCUUCGGCUUUGAGAUCACACACGAGGUGAAGAACCUCCUCUACCUGUACUUCGGGGGGACCCUGGCUGUGUGUGUCUGGAAGUGCUCCUGACACGCUGUCCCCCCGCCCUUCCCCGCCCCGCCACCCCACCCCGCUGUUCCCCUGGGAGGGGGGAGCAGCCACGGGCAGGUCCUGACCUUCCAGAGGAAAGCUAGGGUCUUUCCUUCCUUGUCCUGUGUUCCAUGUCCUGAGCCGCGCCCCGCGUGUGCAUCCGCAACCAUCUCACGCUGAGUCCCCGGGGGCAGCAGGGGGGGCUAGGGGGUGUGACAGGGUCGAAGGAGGGGCGGGGGGUGGCAUUUUUUUCUCACAGGGACCUGCCAGCCCCCCACGCCUGCCCACACCCAGCACUGUGGGCAGGCGUCUGCCUGUCCUUGUCUUGUCGGGGUGUGUGCAGAUGGCCUCGAGGGAGCCUCUUCUCUUAGGGGGUCACUUAGGGCUUCUCGACUUCUGGAGAAGCAGUGACCCCACUCCCACCCCCAGAAGCCCCUUUCCCCACCUGGCCCUGGGCUGAAUAAGCCGCCGCGUCUCGCCGGGCCCACAGCUCCACGGCCCCCUGGUUUUGGCACGAGGACCAAGCAGCCCGUCCCCACCCCCGCUCCGUCCCGGCCCUCCCCCCACCUUGCCUCCAUGUGUGCAGUUGGUAACCAGUGGCUGAGGGUGCGGGAACCACGCCUGCGCGGUUUCUGGAAGUGUCACUGACCUCCGGUGAGACGCCUGGGCCAGGAGCGCCCUCGCCGCGAGGCCUGCUUUAGCAGGGAAACCUGGCCUGCCACUUACUUCUCAUCAGGGACCGCAUGCUGAUUUGUACUUCUUAUCUCUGCUGGGUUUUCUAUAUUCUUUUUGAGUGUGGGGAGAAGGGUUUUAGUAGAAGGGUGAAUCCUAUUUUACACAGCGGUCUUAUUUAUAUAUAAAUGUCUUGGAUUUUACAAUUAAAAUAACCAAAAACUGA